AUGGUUGUUCUCGUGUCAUCAUCACCAUCAUCAGCUGGACUUUACACAUUAAACAGCAUCAGGACGUUUUUUAUAGUAGCUUUACUAUUGGCAAAUACCUGGUCUCUAAUAUGUGCUACUGAACAAAUUAACACAGACUGGACAUCGCCACCAAAAACAGUUUGGGCAUCGAAAAGAGACACUAGCAGUCUGUAUAAUGAUAAAACUUAUACACUCAAAGUUGUGCUUGUUGAAAGGGUUAACAACAUGUGUGCCGGUGCUAAUAAAAACACUAGUAAUUUCAGCGCAAGUCCCUGUCUUAACAAUACCAGUGACAAUGCUACAGGAGCUCUUACGUCCCUUCCAAAACAUCUUUAUUUUAGUGACGACAACAUAGUAUCUGUGGCAGCCUAUUCCUGUCUUUUCGUCGUAGCUGCCUGUGGAAAUCUAACAGUCUUUAUUACAUUAUUUCGAAACAGAAGCACUAAGUCUAGAAUCAACUUGUUUAUCAUGCACCUGGCUAUAGCUGACCUUAUUGUAACGUUUGUCAUGCUGCCGUUAGAGAUAGCGUGGAACGCCACCGUUGCCUGGUUGGCCGGCGACAUUGCCUGCAGACUUUUGACAUUCUUCAGAGCAAUAGGUUUUUACCUGUCCUCCUUCAUCCUUGUGUCCAUCAGUCUGGAUCGUUACUUCGCCAUCAUGAGACCAUUGUCCAUUACUGACGCUGAUGCCAGGGCAAGAAUGAUGUUGAUGGUGUCUUGGUCGUUAUCCAUCAUUGCAAGCAUUCCCCAGCUUGUUUGUUCGAACUAUCCUAGCAGGUACAGUUUCCUGAUUCAAGCUUAUUGUUUCCAUGCCAGACUGUUGACGACCAUAUAUGCUGUCAACUGUCAUUGUUCGUCAGGAAAGCGGACUCUUUUCUUGAACAUCCUCUGCCCACGUACCUUUGGAAACAUUGGUACCACACCUGUCUGUAUUUUCAUGCCUAGGAUGUCUUCAGUACCACCUACAUGA
This is a messenger RNA of Candidula unifasciata, 990 nucleotides long. NCBI's taxonomy places the organism in Eukaryota, Metazoa, Mollusca, Gastropoda, Stylommatophora, Geomitridae. The record is from the annotation of a GenBank genome assembly.